CACUGCCCAAUGCCCCAGGACAGACACCCCAAUGUCCCCCACCUCCGCUGGGCUCAGGACAGAGGGCUCCUGCCUGGGAUGCCCUGAUGCUCCCACCAGCCCUCAGCCUGGCUCCAGCGAGGCCAGGCAGUGGGGAGAGAGCCUAUACAAAUAUUAUUGUUGUUAUUAUUACCCAUAAAUAUAUGCAGGCACUUAACAACCUUGGCAUGGAGCAUUUCCUGGGGAUUCAUGACCAGUUGGCGUUAAUGGUCCUUAGCUGCACCUCAGGCCAUCAGCUCCUCCCAGCCCAUCAUUAAUCCACAGGAAAUGUCUCAGGCAUCGAUCCUCGUUGCUUAAUUAAUAAAUGCAACUUGUCUCUCCACCCAAGAUUUAGAGAUACUCACUGCUUCUUUCCCCACUGCUUUGAAGGUGACUUUUUUAGCACAGGUCCCUCACGCUGGGAAGCCUGUCUAAUGUGGCACAGCACGAGGAGCACAUCUUUCCCACCGAACGCAAAGCCUUGAUUACCUUCAGCCGAGUGCAUCCAAGAGCCUGGGUGAGAAGGAGUGAGAGCUGGCAUGGAAGAAGAUGGUAAUUCUCCAAGGCCUUAGCAGGUUCUAUAAUAAUCAAUGGUUUUUGCCCGUGAGUCACAAUUCAUCUCUACUCUUCCUUGGGGGAGGUGGGAUUUGCUAUCUUUAGUGCUUGCGACUGCCGCUUUCCCAGGCUGAGCAUCCCGCAGAGCCUGGGCACUCGCUGCAGGGAUGCUGACCUGGCAGCCGACCUGGAGAUGUGGCUGCAUUUAAAUCCUGUUCCCUCUUUCUCUAGCUUUUACCACUGGCUGGCUUUGUGCAGUGGGUGCCGCAGUACAAAUCACGUUAAUUCCUGAGGUGCUUUUCCGUGAUAGACAGAUCCAAAAGGAUGCUCGGGUGCCGGUGAGGGGAGAUUUGCCUGCCGGAGGAUGGGGUGCAUGGGGUUGGGCUGCCUGGCAGUGCUGGCCGUGCUGUGCGGGGCUCUUGGGGAUGCUCCCAGCAGAGGCAUCAAAUGCGGGGGGGUGCUCUCAGCACCCUCUGGCAAUUUCUCCAGCCCCAACUUCCCAGGGCUGUACCCCUACGAGACAGAGUGCACGUGGCUGAUCGUGGUGGCCGAGGGCUCCUCCGUCCUGCUCUCCUUCAGCCACUUCGAGCUGGAGUACCAUGCUGCCUGCGCCUACGACUACCUCCAGGUCUACAACGGGGCUGCUCGAGACCGGGGCAACCUCCUGGGCACCUUCUGCGGCCACAGCCCCCCACCACCCUUCUCCUCCGCCUGGCACGUCAUGGCCGUCGUCUUCCGCUCCGACCGCCACGUGGCCAAGCGUGGCUUCGCCGCCGCCUACCGGAAAGAUGCCUGUGGCGGGCAGCUGACUGGGCUGUCCGGGGAGAUCACCAGCCCCCGCUACCCUGAGACCUACCCCAACGACGCCGAGUGCCGCUGGAACAUCGGGGGGGACGGUGGCAGCGGCCUCCUCACCCUGGUGUUUGCUGACUUCCAGGUGGAGGGGGGCCAGGGCUGUGGCUUUGACUAUGUGGCCCUGUUCGAUGGCCCCACCACUGCCGCCCCCCGCCUGGGACGCUACUGUGGCAACACCCGCCCGCCCCGCACCGUCUCCUCCACCCCGCACCUCCUCCUCCUCUUCAAGUCAGACUUCAACAUCGGUGGCAGGGGCUUCAAGGCCCAUUUCUACUCGGGUGAGUGCCAGGAGGUUUUCACCACCGUCAAAGGGAAUUUCUCUAGCCCUCGGUACCCCAACUUCUACCCCAACAACCUCAAGUGCCAGUGGAGCAUCCAGCUGCCCCCGGGCUACCGGGUCAAGGUCUUCUUCCUGGACAUGGAGCUGGAGGGCCGGAGCAGCCUGACGGGUGGCUGUGACUAUGACCACCUGGCUGCCUUCGAUGGUGGCACUGAGGACGGGUCCCUUCUGGGGCGCUGGUGUGGGUGGGAGAGCCUGGCACCUGUCACCUCCCGCAGCAACCAGCUGCUGCUGGUCCUCCACACCGACCGCAACACGGCCAAGAGGGGCUUCUCCAUCGCCUACGUGGGAGUUGUGCCCAUGAACGUCAGCUGCACCCGGACAGACUUCCACAUCCAGAUCCCUGUGCGGUCCCUGGCCCAGCUGGAGAGGAAAAGGAUUUAUUUGGGGACCCCCUUCUGUGCAGCCCAGGUGGUUGGUGGGAACUUUAAAAUACACAGCAGGUUUGACACCUGUGGCACUGAAACCCAGAAACGCAACAACACGUCUAUUAUCGUCAGCACCCUCUACAUUGAUUUUUCAGCGGGUGACCAGGAGGACAUCCACCAGUACGAGGUGCAGUGUGAGCCCAAGAGGAAGGAAGCCUCAGUGACCCUCCUUGCAGGCCCCAACCCAUCCAGGCUCAGCCAGGCAGAAAACCUGGUGGAUGCCCAGCAGCGGGAGGGGGGAGCAACCGUCACCCACGAAAUCAAGAGCCAGGACACCAGCGACAUCGUCUUCAUCAGCAUCUGCAUCCUGGCCGGGCUCCUCAUGGUCAUUGCGGUGGUCGGGCUGGUGCUUCUGUAGGGUGCUGCUCCCCAGAUCUCCAGGGCUUGCAAUCCCAGCCCUGCCCAGAGUGGAAAUGCACCCCAAAAUCCACCCUCACCGCAGGCUGAGCACUAACACAGCUGCUCAAAUGGAGACACAGCUCCCAGGCCCUGAAACAGAGCCUGAACCCAACCUCCCAGCGCCUGAAAAAUCUGGGCAAUAGGCAGCCAUUUCCCUUCCCAAUUUGUGUUCCUCUGUCUCAAUCUGUCCAUUUGGCUCAGGAAUGCAAUUCUUGCACUUCCUAACUCUUCCCGCACCUGCUUCGAUUUGUUUUCCCUCUGGUGCUGCUGCUUUUCGGGAAAGUAACAUUGUUUGCCAAUGGCUGCAAAUCAUCCUCUCAGUUAUUUCUAGCUGAAUUCUUGAAGGUACAAACCAUCCCCAAACACAAUGAUAUUCCCAACAAAUAUUUUCCACGCUCCCACCCCUGCUCAGGGGGGGUACCGUAGAGCUGUGUUAGAGGUAUCUCCACUCAGCAAGUAUAGAUGUAGCUCAUGUAGAUGGUUCCAGGUGGGUUUUGGAUGUCCGUGGGUGAUGUGAUGAGAUGCAUUCAGUGAGUUUUCUGGAGCUCCUCAUCUGAUUUUCACAUGUCAUCUAACCCACCCGUUGUUCACAGGCCUCACCUGAGCACUUCAGUCACUAGCACUUCAGUCACCAGGGAAGGAGAACAAUCUCUCUUCUCUGUGUUUUGCUCCUUUCCAGCAUGCCUAGGCAUCCACCACUGUGAGCUCCGUACUGGCAUCGCUCCCAGAGUCUGAAACCCCGGGCAUGGAGGUUUCAGUAACCUUUUAAAGACAGCCUCAGCAGGAGGGGUUGGCUCCUCUGGGACUGUCUGGCUUUGCUGACAGCCUCAGCAACACCAGACCUCCACCCUUGGUCCUCGCAGAAGGUGAGCUCAGCAGCUGAGAGCAUGAAAACAAGAGUCCUGUUGUCAUCUGCACCUCCAGAAAACUUGGGUUCCUCCCCAAGAGCCCUGAUGCUACUGACUGCUGGAUGGCCAAAUAACCCCCACCUGCCUCUUGUGCUGUACCAACGCGAAGAAAAUUCCCUUUCAGCAUCACGCAGCGGGUGGCUAUCACAGAGCAGCCUGUGUUUGUCCUGGCAUGGGCCAGAGCCAGCAUAGGGCAAAGUCCACAUGAAAUCUCACUGCAGAAGCAGGGCGAAUACAGCCCUGGGAGCCCGGCAGAGGGACCACCCACCCCAAACUCUGCAAAACACACUCUGGUGCAGGGAGAGAUCUUAAAAUGUCCAAAUGUGGUCAUUCAAGGGCAAAAAAAAUCGAAUUUGAGGGCAGUGGGUAAUCCAGGAGCCUUUUUUCGAUAGCGCUAUCUCCAAACAUGAACCCAUCCUAAGGAGGGUACUGGCUGUUCCUGUAAAGCAUCACACCACACAGCAAACCCCUCUUGCUGCUGAAUCCACUGGUGGGAUUUUUAGCAGGAGCCAGCAGGACAGUCCUGUAGGUGGAAGGCUUUCCUGGCUGAUGUUCUGCUUCCCACACCCGCUGGGACGGGUCUGUACAUCAGGGCAUCAGAGGAAGCAACAGUAAAAGGAAAAGGAUGAUGAUCAAGUGACUUUUCCUCCUGGUUUACACCAGCCCACGGAUGUCUGAGAGGGUGUCUGGGGAGGAAAGGCAGCACAAAUCUGCGCAUGCCUCCUAACGAGGAGCCUUCAUUAUCAGAGCCUGCAUUGAUUCGGUGUCUGUUGGUGCAACAUGUCAGCAAAUGCAAGAUUUCUGUGUGAAAUAUUUGCCAGCACUGUUAAGCUCCAUUAAGUCAACGUUUUGAGAGCGUGUUGUGUACAUCGAUGGGAAACAAGGCCAGACCCCCCUGCUGCCUGCAAAGCCUUGCUGCCAGCUAAUUGCUAGGUAUAUAACUGUCAGCUUGAGACCAUAGUUACAAGAUUGGACAACUGAAGAAACUUAAAGAUAUAAUUAACCUUCCUGGCAGUCCGGGUUUUGUUGAAACAGGUGAACGCUGCAGCCGCUCAUGCCUGGUGGGGAGCCCACAGCACCCAGCAGCAUCCAGCCCCUUGCCCACAGGAUGGGCAACUCCUUGCCCAGUGGGAGCCUCCGGCACCCUGUGAUUUGCAAGGAAAAAGGCUUUUCUGGGUAGCUGGUGGUGUUGAACUCAAAUAAGGAUUUGGAUCUGGUCCCAGAGUCCUACAACAAACUGGACUGCUGUCACUCUUGUUGCAGGGAGGUUUUCCAGCUCCGGACCGAAGCAUGGGAGCACAUCCUCUCCCCUGAGCCAAGGGGCUCCCCAGCACCCUGGCCUCGCAGAGCAUUAUCCAGGGGCUCAUGGCUGGGGCAAUUAAAUGUGACUUGAAGGUUUACAAAAGCCCUUUCCUGGCUUGUUCCUGGUUGCGUUCACAGCUGCAUCUGUGUCUGCCCCCGGCGGUGAGCCACUCGGGCCAGUCACUCCCCUUAGAGCGAGGAAAGCCUCCUGUGCUCACCCAGCACGGAUCUUCCUCGGCCUCCAGUCACACUCCAGCAUGUGUAAGCCUCCCAUUUUCUCCUUUGGGUUUUGGCAUCCAGUCUCUUGCUGCCCCACAGGAUUUUGCUCACUGAUGUCCACAGUUAAACUGCCUCUUCCCUGAUAUACAGGGCUCUCCCUUUCCAUUCCAAAUUUGACACCUGGGAAGCUGCUGCUGCAAAAAUCCUGGAGGUGUUACCACGAGUGUUGGCCGUGAGUCCUCUUUGCUUUUGGAGACUCAAAACCACCAGUGAGGACCACAGUGAGUGCCAUGCUGGCAGCAUGGGGCAAAGGGGACAUCUUGGGGACAGAGAUAACGCUUGAGGCCCUGGCUGUGCUUCCAGCUUGGUGGCCAGGACUUGGGAGCACCAUCUCUCCCUAGUUAAUGCAGGGUUGUUUUCCAUCCAAAACAGCAAUGGCCAAAGGGCUCAUGAUGUGCCUGUGGCUUUGCAAGGCCUCCCCACAGCCCUGCACUGCCAGUGAUAAUCCCUCCAGAUUUCCAGCCCAAACGUGCUCCCAGCUGGUUUAUCCUGCUUUCUCUGCACCCCCUGCUCCCCAAAUCUCCCAACAGCUCCCCCAGCUCCUUUCCCCCAUCAUGUUGAGGUGUUCCCCCUGCCAGCACCCCUUUCCCAGGGGCUGCAGGCAGCCCAGCAGCGUGAUGCUGCUGGCUGAGACAUGGUCCCAGAGCACGACAGCCCCAGCCUCUCACACCAGUGCACAGAAAGACCUGACAGCACCAGAGGCAUUUCUCCAUCCCUGUCCCUCUCACACCCAGUUCAAAAGACCCUUGUAGCCAUCACCCUCCUGGCCUCAGGCAACCUUUCCCCCUCAAUGCAGCUCUGUGCACAGGGUGCUUUGUGCUUGCCCAGCUCCCAAGUGUGACAGGGAGUGGUUGUACUCUUCCUCCAGGGCUGAGGUUCACCAGGUUCUUCUGAAGCCUUAAAUUGCCUUUCCCAUGUCCCAGCUGGCCCCUGCCCACAGCCAGGUGUGACAGAGACACCUGGCAUGGGGGGGGGCUUGGGGAGGCACCCGCUUAUUUGUCACCUCGAUAAACAAUGUGAUGCAAAACAAGUGGGA
This is a messenger RNA of Athene cunicularia (burrowing owl), 6120 nucleotides long. RefSeq names its product CUB domain containing protein 2 (gene CDCP2). The transcript is spliced from 8 exons. The record is from RefSeq and is a predicted model, not a curated record. Lineage: Eukaryota; Metazoa; Chordata; Aves; Strigiformes; Strigidae. Bases 938 to 2554 code for a protein of 538 amino acids.